AUGUCAAGUCUAGUGCUAUACUUAGGAAAACUGCUUAUCAAGCGAGCUGUUUCUGGUGAUUUGGAAGAAGAUACACCCGAUUUAACCACCCCAGACGAUGAUAAUCUAGAAGAUUCAAAUCCCGUUGAAAAUGAAAUUUUCUCCAGUUGGGCAUUGUUUAUCUUGUUGCUUUUAUUGAUGAGUGCAUUAUGGUCAUCUUAUUUCUUGCAACAACGAAGAAUUAAAGCUAUUCAUGAAACCGUUUUAUCAAUUUUUUGUGGUAUGAUUGUGGGAUUGAUUAUUAGAAUGUCUCCUGGGCACUAUAUUCAAGAUGCAGUUAAGUUUAAUCCUGGAUAUUUCUUUAACAUUUUAUUACCUCCCAUUAUCUUGAAUAGUGGAUACGAGUUGCAUCAGGCGAAUUUUUUCAGAAAUCUAGGUAGUAUCUUGACAUUUGCCAUACCGGGGACAUUCAUUUCAGCCUUGGUUGUUGGUAUAAUCAUUUAUAUUUGGACAGCAUUGGGUUUAGAUAAUGUUCAAUUGGAAUUUGUUGACGCUUUAGCCGUCGGUGCAACCUUGUCUGCUACUGAUCCAGUAACUAUUUUAUCGAUUUUCAAUGCAUACAAGGUUGAUCCUAAAUUGUAUACCAUUAUUUUUGGUGAAUCAUUGUUGAAUGAUGCAAUUUCCAUUGUUAUGUUUGAAACUUGUCAAAAGUUCCAUGGACAACCAGUCAGAUUUUCAUCCUUCUUCCAAGGGGUAGGGUUAUUCUUGAUGACAUUUACUAUUUCAACCAUUAUUGGUAUUUUCAUUGGGAUUCUUGUGGCGUUGAUUUUAAAGCAUUCUCACAUUAGAAGAUAUCCACAAAUUGAAACUUGUUUGGUUUUAUUGUUUGCAUAUCAAUCUUACUUCUUCUCCAAUGGUGCACAUAUGUCUGGUAUUGUCAGUUUGUUAUUUUGUGGUAUCACUUUGAAACAUUAUGCUUACUACAACAUGUCUAGAAGAACUCAGAUUGCUACCAAAUACAUCUUCCAAUUAUUGGCUCAAUUGUCUGAGAAUUUCAUAUUCAUCUAUUUGGGAUUAUCUUUAUUCACUGAAGUUGAGUUGGUGUUUAAGCCUUUGUUGAUUAUCGUUGCAUUUAUUGCCAUUUGUGUUGCCAGAUGGUCUGCUGUAUUCCCAUUAUCGAGAUUCCUAAACUUUUUAUAUCGUGCAAGAUUUGAAAAAUACUCCGGUAUCACUAGUAACUCGAUCAAUGUACCAGACGAAAUUUCCCAUUCAUACCAAAUGAUGAUUUUCUGGGCCGGAUUAAGAGGUGCUGUUGGUGUAGCUUUAGCUAUGGGUUUUAGUGGGGAAGCCAAAUGGACCUUGUUGGCUACUGUUUUGGUUGUUGUUGUCUUGACGGUUAUUUUAUUCGGAGGUACCACCGCAUCAAUGUUGGAAAUUUUGGGGAUUAAGAUUGGUUGUGUGGAUGAAACUGGCGAUUCAGACGAUGAGUUUGAAAUUGAAGCACCACGCAUAUCAUUACAAACUAAUAAAUCGCCAAACAUUAUGGGAAAUAGAAGAUUUGCCAGAUCUCAACCAAAGUUGUCUGGCUACAAGGACAAUGUAUCUGGAUCGGCUGCUAAUUUGUUGGAUUCCAACGGAUCUCCUUCAGAUAGCAAUACUGGUAAUAACAACAACAAUUUUGAUGAUGACGAAAUAGUUGGCAGUGAUGUUGAAGAUUUCAUGGGAGUAGGAAAUGGAAUUUCUAGAACUAGUUCUUCAACUAAUGAUAAAGGUGUAAUUGGAACAAUAUUAAGUGCUGAAGAACAUGCCAAAUGGUUCACCAGAUUUGAUGAAGAAGUGUUAAAACCUGUGCUAUUGGAUACUUUACCUUCUACUGGGCAAUCAAGUGCCAAUAAUAGCACUAGUAAUUUAAAUAGUGGACCAAGAAGAAGUCAAGAUUGA
This is a messenger RNA of Candida tropicalis MYA-3404, 1920 nucleotides long. RefSeq names its product bifunctional K:H/Na:H antiporter (gene NHX1). The transcript has a single exon. Gene Ontology annotation, molecular function: sodium:proton antiporter activity. The record is from RefSeq and is a predicted model, not a curated record. Gene Ontology annotation, cellular component: early endosome; fungal-type vacuole membrane; late endosome. Bases 1 to 1920 code for a protein of 639 amino acids. NCBI's taxonomy places the organism in Eukaryota, Fungi, Ascomycota, Pichiomycetes, Serinales, Debaryomycetaceae. Gene Ontology annotation, biological process: proton transmembrane transport; vacuolar acidification; sodium ion transport.